Molecule: messenger RNA, 1879 nt
Organism: Limulus polyphemus (Atlantic horseshoe crab)
Lineage: Eukaryota; Metazoa; Arthropoda; Merostomata; Xiphosura; Limulidae
Product: transcription factor RFX3-like
Exons: 13
Biological process (GO): regulation of transcription by RNA polymerase II
Molecular function (GO): RNA polymerase II cis-regulatory region sequence-specific DNA binding; DNA-binding transcription factor activity, RNA polymerase II-specific
Source: RefSeq, a predicted model, not a curated record
GAGGCAGUUGGCAACUGUUGCCCUUGGAAUCAACGCCAUACCGACGGUAACCCGGACAACCAAAAUCUGUCAACAAGCUGGAAUAGAAGCGUUUGGCUGUCGUCGUCAUGACAACGCAGAGCUUCGUAUCAGACAUGCGAGUUCUAACUUCAAGCCGGGUGCAAGUUAACGCACCAACAAGUCAACACCAGUCGCAGGCAUCCAGUCAGUCAAGUCAAGCCCAGGUUUCAGGAACUCAAGUAUCUAAUCAACCAUCAGUACCUGUGGACCAAAAUCAGCAGCCAUCAGAAGGCUCUAGAGCCACCAUAACUGUAGCCGUUCCUGCCUCCGUUUCUGUGGUAGCUCCUACACAACAGCAGACUUCUAGUGUUGUAGUUCAAGCAAGCUCUACUGGCGGAACUCCACAGUUUAUAGCUGUAGCUGAUGGACAAACACAAGGUACUGUGGCUCUUCAGGCUACACAGCCCACAUUUGUGCAGUAUGUAGAUGGAGGAGGUGAUCCUGGAAUGUUUGGAGGAACAAAUACAUCAAUGACAGGAUAUCCAGUGUACAGUGUUACUGAUUCAUCAACCAUGUACAGCCCCGCUACAGCAGCAGCAGCUUAUUAUAAUACUGGAACUGUUGUUACAUAUUCUCAGGUUGGAAGCACAGUUAGUGCCAAUGCUGUUGGUAUCCAGGGGCAACUUUUAGCCCAUCAAGCAGGUGGCACCUACCUAGUUCAACAUGCUGCUAUCGACAGUGAUGGAAAUCCUCUUGCUCACACCACACGUGCCUCCCCAGCCACAGUCCACAUUCUGGAGGACAGCGGGGGCUAUAAGGUGCAGGAGGCACUCCUAGAGGGAGAUUCUCAUCAGAACCUUAACACUGCCUCUUCCACAACCACUCGCAUUUCCCCAGUAACUGAGGACUCUCGAAAGAUCACGGAGGUCAUGCCCUCCUUUCCUAAUGAUCAGUGUGUGAUCCAGACUCUGCACAGUUCCCCUGAAAAUAAUCAGCUGCAGCUUCAACCCCAACAGCCUCAACCCUUGUCAACCCACCAUUCUCAGCCACAAAAUGUGCGCGACAUGGAUAUAAUUCAUGUUCAGUGGCUAAUAGAUAACUAUGAGACAGCAGAAGGUGUCAGCCUACCUAGAAGUACUCUUUAUAAUCACUAUUUACGUCAUUGUACCGAACACAAGUUAGAGCCAGUUAAUGCAGCAUCCUUUGGAAAGUUAAUAAGAUCCGUGUUCCUAGGAUUGAGAACAAGGCGUUUAGGCACAAGAGGCAACUCAAAGUACCAUUACUAUGGUAUCCGUGUGAAGCCAAAUUCUCCUUUGAAUCAGAUUUCAGAGGACGCUGCUAAUGCAUCUGCAUUAAGGCAACAGUCUGUGAAUCCGUGUAAAAGAUUCAAACCUAACACACCCAAAUCAGAAAACGUGGAAGGGGGUAGAGGGUCAUGUGGAUCAAAUGUUUCAUCUCAGUCAAGCGAUGGCAACUCAACACAACAACAGCAGCCAGCCCCUCAUCAACACCAACAAUAUCUUGGUGAUGCUUCUGCUGCUAUUCCAAAUCUGGUUCUGGAUUCCAGCAGUCUCAGUCUUCCAGAUGAUGUUGAAAUAGAAGAUGUACAUGCCUUUAGGGUUCUUUACAGAGAACACUGUGAGGCCUUCCUGGAUGCUGUUAUUACUCUUCAAUUCUCGAUGAUAGAGACUUUAUGGAGAACUUUCUGGAGAACACAAACCAAUGGCCUUGGCAAUAAUGAGAAGACUCUGAAUAAAAAUAGUCUUUAUAAGCUGUGUCUCUGUGAAGAAAUACAAAAGCUAGUGAGAAAAGUAGACUACCAAUUUUAUCAGAACCUCGUUGAUGUCCUCAUUCCCGACUGUACUCCGACCAAUUCCAA